Messenger RNA from Gongylonema pulchrum, 219 nucleotides. The record is from the annotation of a GenBank genome assembly. NCBI's taxonomy places the organism in Eukaryota, Metazoa, Nematoda, Chromadorea, Rhabditida, Gongylonematidae.
AUGUCAACCUUACUCGAAAUUUCACCAGUUGCUUUUUUGGCUUGUUGGUUGCCAUUUUUCACGCUGAAUAUGGUGAAAGUAUAUAAACUAAUGUACAGCAGUUGGCCAGAACAUUUGGAGAUUCUGUUUCACUGGUUCACUGCGCUUGGAUACCUCAAUUCGUCGUUGAAUUUUUUCAUUUAUUUUGCUAUUCAUAAGGUACGCUGCUUUAAAACGUAA